Besnoitia besnoiti is the source of this 1230-nucleotide messenger RNA. Its product is annotated as putative blood stage antigen 41-3 precursor. The coding region runs from base 1 to 1230 and encodes 409 amino acids. Lineage: Eukaryota; Apicomplexa; Conoidasida; Eucoccidiorida; Sarcocystidae. The record is from RefSeq and is a predicted model, not a curated record. The transcript has 17 exons.
AUGUGGGGGAUAAAAGCGCCGUGGAUAUUUUUCCCUUUGCUUGUGGGCAUGAAGGCGAAGGAGGCGCAGCCUCUGCCCCAAGCGACGGCGGAGAUACAGCUCUUGGAAAGAGCACGGAUGAGACUAGAAGAGGGUCUGAUGGCUAAGCUCGAGGACGAGUAUAACAGACAGCUGGACAAUUCACAGUUACAGAUUUCCAGUGCAGUCGACAGAGCAAUGAGAGUAUUCAACAGUCCAAAUAUUCUCCGAAGUGCGGUGAAAUCAUCCAUGACACCGCUCACUACAGCGUCUGUUGCUGCGCCAGAGUUCCGGGGAGUCCAAAGCAGGAUUGACACCGUUCCAAACAGAACGACGCGCAGUGACGUGAAACUCCACGAGCACGGACCAAUGCCACUCACGCCUGCCGUUUCUGCCACCUCAUUUCUUGAAACCGUAGCAGCAUCCACCACUUCUUCGAAAAACCGCUUUCUGGAUAUACUUGGAGCGGCGACCCCGCCUCCAUCAGUAAAAGUGGAGCUUACGGAUAUACGAGAGCCCAGCCCCCGUAUAAAGGAAAAAAUGGACGAGAUCGAAGAACUUCGGACAGAUGAGGAAACCAGAAUGUUCCAACAAGCUAUUUCGGAGUUUGAGCAGCUCACCAAAAUUACCGUCCAAGAGCUAGAAAAAAAUAUACAAACUCAGAUGAAUCCCUUCCUUGUUGAUACCGAGGCUGUGGGAGCCGCUGUACAAGAACGGUUGAUAGGGACCGCCCCUGCAUCGAGGACACUAGCAUUCCGCGAAGUCGACGAGGAGGGGACGCCAUUCCUAGGCCAAAAGUGCCACGAGCUGCGAACCCGGUACCCGGGUUUCAAAGUCGAAUGCCCAAUAGGAGUGAAAUCAAAGACAACAAGCAGACAAGUUUCGUUUUUGGAACUCGCCGAAACGACAGCCGCCGAACAAAACAACUCUCUGUUGGAUUCUGACACGAAAAGACAGCUCAACGUCAGAGUGACUCAGUCAGACAAGGCGUACCCCACAGUCGACGAGCUCGUGAGCGACAUGCAGAAAAAGAGGGAUGCAACUGAGAGGCUCGAGAGAAUGAAGAUUUUGGAGUUACAGCUCAAGCUGCUGAAGGCUCAGGACGAAAUGAUAAAGGACGCCCUGCACACCUCUGUUGCACGCGUACUUGCCCAAUAUGCACCCGCUGUCGAGGCUGUCAAAGCGGAAGUUGCUUUACGACGCAUUCAGUAG